AUGACCACUGCCACAGACCAGAGCACGAUGCAGACAGGUGGCACAAUGACUGGGGCCACAGGUAGUACUUCUGAAACAACACCAAUGGCUACUACGUCCUCAGCGUAUUCCACGACUUGCUCUCAGCCUAUAAUGACCAGGGCCACAGACCAGAGCACCACUCAGACUGCUGGUAGAACUGGGUCCACAAGCACUGGAAGUACUUCUGAAACAACACCAAUGGCCAGCACUUCCCCCACGACUUCCCUUCAGGCAACAGUAACCACUACCACAGACUGGAGCACCACACAGACAGGUGGCACAACAACUGGGGCCUCAGCCACUGUUAUCACUUCUGAAACAAUAUCAACGGCCUCCACUUCCCCUAUAACCUCAGAGUCUUCCAUGACUUCCCCUCAGCCCACAAGAACCAGUGCCACAGAACAGAGCAGCCCCCAGAGUGAUACCACAACUGGGGCCACAGCCACUGUUAUCACUUCUGAAACAACACCAACCGCCUUCACUUCCCCUAUAACCUCAGAGUCUUCCAUGACUUCCCCUCAGCCCACAAGAACCAGUGCCACAGAACAGAGCAGCCCCCAGAGUGACAGGACAACUGAGGCCACAGGCACUGGUAGUACUUCUGAAACAACACCAGUGGUCACCACUUCCCCCACGACUUCCCCUCAGGCAACAGCAACCACUGCCACAGACUGGAGCACUACGCAGACAGGUGGCACAACAACUGGGGCCUCAGCCACUGUUAUCACUUCUGAAACAACACCAACCGCCUUCACUUCCCCUAUGACCUCAGAGUCUUCCAUGACUUCCUCUCAGUCCACAAGAACCAGUGCCACAGAACAGAGCAGCCCGCAGAGUGAUACCACAACUGGGGCCACAGCCACUGUUAUCACUUCUGAAACAACACCAAUGGCCUCCACUUCCCCCACGACUUCCCCUCAGGCAACAGCAACCACUGCCACAGACUGGAGCACCACACAGACAGGUGGCACAACAACUGGGGCCUCAGCCACUGUUAUCGCUUCUGAAACAACACCAACGGUCUUCACUUCCCAUAUAACCUCAGAGUCUGCCAUGACUUCUCCUCAGCCCACAAGAACCAGUGCCACAGAACAAAGCAGCCAACAGAGUGAAAGCACAACAACCGGAGCCACAGGCACUGGUAGCACUUUUGAAACAACACCAACGGCUGCCACUUCCCCUACGACCUCAGAGUUUUCCACGACUUCCCCUCAGACCACAAUGACUAGUACCACAGACCAGAGCACCAUGCAGACUGGUGGCACAACUGGGGCCACAGGCACUGGUAGUAUUUCUGAAACAACACCAAUGGCCCCCACUUCCCCUAUAACCUCAGAGUCUUCCAUGACUUCCCCUCAGCCCACAACAACCAGUGCCACAGACCAGAGCAGCCCACAGACUGACAGCACAACUGGAGCCACAGCCAUUGUUAUCACUUCUGAAACAACACCAACGGCCUCUACUUCCCCUAUAACCUCAGAGUCUGCCAUGACUUCCCCUCAGCCCACAAGAACCAGUGCCACAAAACAGAGCAGCCAACAGAGUGACAGCACAACAACUGGGGCCACAGCCACUGGUAGCACUUUUGGAACAACACCAAUGGCUGCCACUUCCCCUACGACCUCAGAGUUUUCCACGACUUCCCCUCAGACCACAAUGACUAGUACCACAGACCAGAGCACCAUGCAGACUGGUGGCACAACUGGGGCCACAGGCACUGGUAGUACUUCUGAAACAACACCAGUGGUCACCACUUCCCCCACGACUUCCCCUCAGGCAACAGCAACCACUGCCAUAGACUGGAGCACCACGCAGACAGGUGGCACAACAGCUGGGGCCUCAGCCACUGUUAUCACUUCUGAAACAACACCAACAGCCCCCACUUCCCCUAUAACCUCAGAGUCUUCCAUGACUUCCCCUCAGCCCACAAGAACCAGUGCCACAGAACAGAGCAGCCUGCAGACUGACAGCACAACUGGGGCCACAGCCAUUGUUAUCACUUCUGAAACAACACCAACAGCCCCCACUUCCCCUAUAACCUCAGAGUCUUCCAUGACUUCCCCUCAGCCCACAAGAACCAGUGCCACAGAACAGAGCAGCCUGCAGACUGACAGCACAACAACCGGGGUCAUAGGCACUGGUAGUACUUCUGAAACAACACCAAUGGCCACCACUUCCCCCACGACUUCCCCUCAGGCAAUAGCAACCACUGUCACAGACAGGAGCACCACGCAGACAGGUGGCACAACAGCUGGGGCCUCAGCCACUGUUAUCACUUCUGAAACAACACCAACAGCCCCCACUUCCCCUAUAACCUCAGAGUCUUCCAUGACUUCCCCUCAGCCCACAAGAACCAGUGCCACAGAACAGAGCAGCCAACAGAGCGACAGCACAACAACUGGGGCCACAGGCACUGGUAGCACUUUUGAAACAACACCAACGGCUGCUACGUCCCCUACAACCUCAGAGUCUUCCACGACUUCCCCUCAGACCACAAUGACUAGUACCACAGACCAGAGCACCACGCAGACAGGUGGCACAACAACUGGCGCCACAGCCACUAUUAUCACUUCUGAAACAACACCAACAGCCUCCACUUCCCCUAUAACCUCAGAGUUUUCCAUGACUUCCCCUCAGCCCACAAGAACCAGUUCCACAGAACAGAGCAGCCCGCAGACUGACAGCACAACUGGGGCCACAGCCACUGUUAUCACUUCUGAAACAACACCAAAGGCCCCCACUUCCCCUAUAACCUCAGAGUCUGCCAUGACUUCCCUUCAGCCCACAAGAACCAGUGCCACAGAACUGAGCAGCCAACAGAGUGACAGCACAACAACUGGGGCCACAGCCACUGGUAGCACUUCUGAAACAACACCAAUGGCUGCCACUUCCUGUACAACCUCAGAGUCCUCCACGACUUCCCCUCAGACCACAAUGACUACUACCACAGACCAGAGCACCAUGCAGACUGGUGGCACAACUGGGGCCACAGGCACUAGUAGUACUUCUGAAACAACACCAAUGGCCACCACUUCCCCCAUGACUUCCCCUCAGGCAACAGCAACCACUGCCACAGACUGGAGCACCAUGCAGACAGGUGGCACAACAACUGGGGCCACAGCCACUGUUAUCACUUCUGAAACAACACCAACGACCUUCCCUUCCCCUAUAACCUCAGAGUCUUCCAUGACUUCCCCUCAGCCCACAACGACCACUGCCACAGAACAGAGCAGCCAACAGAGUGACAGCACAACGACUGGGCCCACAGGCACUAGUAGCACUUCUGAAACAACACCAACAGCCGCCACUUCCCCUCCAACCUUAGAGUCUUUCACAACUUCCCCUCAGCCCGUAACGACUACUGCCACAGACCAGAGCACCACACAGACUGAUGGUACAACAACUGGGGCCACAGAAACUGGUAGCACUUCUGAAACAACAACACCAAUGGCCUCCACUUCCCCUAUAACCUCAGAGUCUUCCACGACUUCCUCUCAGCCCACAAAGACCACUGCCACAGACCAGAGCACCACGCAUACUGGUGAUACAACAACUGGGGCCACAGGCACAAGUAGCACAUCUAUAAUUACAACACCAAUGGCCUCAACUUCCCCUGAUGCCUCAGAAUCUUCCACAAGUUCCCUUCAGCCCACAAUGACCACUGCCACGGACCAAAGCACCGCACAGACUGGUGGCACAACAACUCGGGCCAUAGGCACUGGUAGCACAUCUAUAAGGACAACACCAACAGCAGCCACUUCCUCUGAGACCUCACAGUCUUCCAUGACUUCCUCUCAGACCACACUGACCAGUGCCACAGACCAAAGCACCAGGCAGACUGGUGGCACAACGACUGGGCCCACAGGCACUGGUAGCACUUCUGAAACAACACCAACAGCCGCCACUUCCCCUGAUGCCUCAGAGUCGUCCAUGACUUCCCCUCAGCCCACAACAACCACUGCCACAGAACAGAGCAGCACACAGAGUGACAGCACAACGACUGGGCCCACAGGCACUGAUAGCACAUCUGUUAGGACAACACCAACAUCUUCCACAACUUCCCCUCAGCCCACAACGACCACUGCCACAGAACAGAGCAGCCAACAGAGUGACAGCACAACGACUGGGCCCACAGGCACUAGUAGCACUUCUGAAACAACACCAACAGCCGCCACUUCCCCUCCAACCUUAGAGUCUUUCACAACUUCCCCUCAGCCCGUAACGACUACUGCCACAGACCAGAGCACCACACAGACUGAUGGUACAACAACUGGGGCCACAGAAACUGGUAGCACUUCUGAAACAACAACACCAAUGGCCUUCACUUCCCCUAUAACCUCAGAGUCUUCCACGACUUCCUCUCAGCCCACAAAGACCACUGCCACAGACCAGAGCACCACGCAUACUGGUGAUACAACAACUGGGGCCACAGGCACAAGUAGCACAUCUAUAAUUACAACACCAAUGGCCUCAACUUCCCCUGAUGCCUCAGAGUCUUCCACAAGUUCCCUUCAGCCCACAAUGACCACUGCCACGGACCAAAGCACCGCACAGACUGGUGGCACAACAACUCGGGCCAUAGGCACUGGUAGCACAUCUAUAAGGACAACACCAACAGCAGCCACUUCCUCUGAGACCUCACAGUCUUCCAUGACUUCCUCUCAGACCACACUGACCAGUGCCACAGACCAAAGCACCGCGCAGACAGGUGGCACAACAACUGGGGCCUCAGCCACUGUUAUCACUUCUGAAACAACACCAACAGCCCCCACUUCCCCUAUAACCUCAGAGUCUUCCAUGACUUCCCCUCAGCCCACAAGAACCAGUGCCACAGAACAGAGCAGCCUGCAGACUGACAGCACAACAACCGGGGUCAUAGGCACUGGUAGUACUUCUGAAACAACACCAAUGGCCACCACUUCCCCCACGACUUCCCCUCAGGCAAUAGCAACCACUGUCACAGACAGGAGCACCACGCAGACAGGUGGCACAACAGCUGGGGCCUCAGCCACUGUUAUCACUUCUGAAACAACACCAACAGCCCCCACUUCCCCUAUAACCUCAGAGUCUUCCAUGACUUCCCCUCAGCCCACAAGAACCAGUGCCACAGAACAGAGCAGCCAACAGAGCGACAGCACAACAACUGGGGCCACAGGCACUGGUAGCACUUUUGAAACAACACCAACGGCUGCUACGUCCCCUACAACCUCAGAGUCUUCCACGACUUCCCCUCAGACCACAAUGACUAGUACCACAGACCAGAGCACCACGCAGACAGGUGGCACAACAACUGGCGCCACAGCCACUAUUAUCACUUCUGAAACAACACCAACAGCCUCCACUUCCCCUAUAACCUCAGAGUUUUCCAUGACUUCCCCUCAGCCCACAAGAACCAGUUCCACAGAACAGAGCAGCCCGCAGACUGACAGCACAACUGGGGCCACAGCCACUGUUAUCACUUCUGAAACAACACCAAAGGCCCCCACUUCCCCUAUAACCUCAGAGUCUGCCAUGACUUCCCUUCAGCCCACAAGAACCAGUGCCACAGAACUGAGCAGCCAACAGAGUGACAGCACAACAACUGGGGCCACAGCCACUGGUAGCACUUCUGAAACAACACCAAUGGCUGCCACUUCCUGUACAACCUCAGAGUCCUCCACGACUUCCCCUCAGACCACAAUGACUACUACCACAGACCAGAGCACCAUGCAGACUGGUGGCACAACUGGGGCCACAGGCACUAGUAGUACUUCUGAAACAACACCAAUGGCCACCACUUCCCCCAUGACUUCCCCUCAGGCAACAGCAACCACUGCCACAGACUGGAGCACCAUGCAGACAGGUGGCACAACAACUGGGGCCACAGCCACUGUUAUCACUUCUGAAACAACACCAACGACCUUCCCUUCCCCUAUAACCUCAGAGUCUUCCAUGACUUCCCCUCAGCCCACAACGACCACUGCCACAGAACAGAGCAGCCAACAGAGUGACAGCACAACGACUGGGCCCACAGGCACUAGUAGCACUUCUGAAACAACACCAACAGCCGCCACUUCCCCUCCAACCUUAGAGUCUUUCACAACUUCCCCUCAGCCCGUAACGACUACUGCCACAGACCAGAGCACCACACAGACUGAUGGUACAACAACUGGGGCCACAGAAACUGGUAGCACUUCUGAAACAACAACACCAAUGGCCUCCACUUCCCCUAUAACCUCAGAGUCUUCCACGACUUCCUCUCAGCCCACAAAGACCACUGCCACAGACCAGAGCACCACGCAUACUGGUGAUACAACAACUGGGGCCACAGGCACAAGUAGCACAUCUAUAAUUACAACACCAAUGGCCUCAACUUCCCCUGAUGCCUCAGAGUCUUCCACAAGUUCCCUUCAGCCCACAAUGACCACUGCCACGGACCAAAGCACCGCACAGACUGGUGGCACAACAACUCGGGCCAUAGGCACUGGUAGCACAUCUAUAAGGACAACACCAACAGCAGCCACUUCCUCUGAGACCUCACAGUCUUCCAUGACUUCCUCUCAGACCACACUGACCAGUGCCACAGACCAAAGCACCAGGCAGACUGGUGGCACAACGACUGGGCCCACAGGCACUGGUAGCACUUCUGAAACAACACCAACAGCCGCCACUUCCCCUGAUGCCUCAGAGUCGUCCAUGACUUCCCCUCAGCCCACAACAACCACUGCCACAGAACAGAGCAGCACACAGAGUGACAGCACAACGACUGGGCCCACAGGCACUGAUAGCACAUCUGUUAGGACAACACCAACAUCUUCCACAACUUCCCCUCAGCCCACAACGACCACUGCCACAGAACAGAGCAGCCAACAGAGUGACAGCACAACGACUGGGCCCACAGGCACUAGUAGCACUUCUGAAACAACACCAACAGCCGCCACUUCCCCUCCAACCUUAGAGUCUUUCACAACUUCCCCUCAGCCCGUAACGACUACUGCCACAGACCAGAGCACCACACAGACUGAUGGUACAACAACUGGGGCCACAGAAACUGGUAGCACUUCUGAAACAACAACACCAAUGGCCUCCACUUCCCCUAUAACCUCAGAGUCUUCCACGACUUCCUCUCAGCCCACAAAGACCACUGCCACAGACCAGAGCACCACGCAUACUGGUGAUACAACAACUGGGGCCACAGGCACAAGUAGCACAUCUAUAAUUACAACACCAAUGGCCUCAACUUCCCCUGAUGCCUCAGAGUCUUCCACAAGUUCCCUUCAGCCCACAAUGACCACUGCCACGGACCAAAGCACCGCACAGACUGGUGGCACAACAACUCGGGCCAUAGGCACUGGUAGCACAUCUAUAAGGACAACACCAACAGCAGCCACUUCCUCUGAGACCUCACAGUCUUCCAUGACUUCCUCUCAGACCACACUGACCAGUGCCACAGACCAAAGCACCGCGCAGACAGGUGGCACAACAACUGGGGCCUCAGCCACUGUUAUCACUUCUGAAACAACACCAACAGCCCCCACUUCCCCUAUAACCUCAGAGUCUUCCAUGACUUCCCCUCAGCCCACAAGAACCAGUGCCACAGAACAGAGCAGCCUGCAGACUGACAGCACAACAACCGGGGUCAUAGGCACUGGUAGUACUUCUGAAACAACACCAAUGGCCACCACUUCCCCCACGACUUCCCCUCAGGCAAUAGCAACCACUGUCACAGACAGGAGCACCACGCAGACAGGUGGCACAACAGCUGGGGCCUCAGCCACUGUUAUCACUUCUGAAACAACACCAACAGCCCCCACUUCCCCUAUAACCUCAGAGUCUUCCAUGACUUCCCCUCAGCCCACAAGAACCAGUGCCACAGAACAGAGCAGCCAACAGAGCGACAGCACAACAACUGGGGCCACAGGCACUGGUAGCACUUUUGAAACAACACCAACGGCUGCUACGUCCCCUACAACCUCAGAGUCUUCCACGACUUCCCCUCAGACCACAAUGACUAGUACCACAGACCAGAGCACCACGCAGACAGGUGGCACAACAACUGGCGCCACAGCCACUAUUAUCACUUCUGAAACAACACCAACAGCCUCCACUUCCCCUAUAACCUCAGAGUUUUCCAUGACUUCCCCUCAGCCCACAAGAACCAGUUCCACAGAACAGAGCAGCCCGCAGACUGACAGCACAACUGGGGCCACAGCCACUGUUAUCACUUCUGAAACAACACCAAAGGCCCCCACUUCCCCUAUAACCUCAGAGUCUGCCAUGACUUCCCUUCAGCCCACAAGAACCAGUGCCACAGAACUGAGCAGCCAACAGAGUGACAGCACAACAACUGGGGCCACAGCCACUGGUAGCACUUCUGAAACAACACCAAUGGCUGCCACUUCCUGUACAACCUCAGAGUCCUCCACGACUUCCCCUCAGACCACAAUGACUACUACCACAGACCAGAGCACCAUGCAGACUGGUGGCACAACUGGGGCCACAGGCACUAGUAGUACUUCUGAAACAACACCAAUGGCCACCACUUCCCCCAUGACUUCCCCUCAGGCAACAGCAACCACUGCCACAGACUGGAGCACCAUGCAGACAGGUGGCACAACAACUGGGGCCACAGCCACUGUUAUCACUUCUGAAACAACACCAACGACCUUCCCUUCCCCUAUAACCUCAGAGUCUUCCAUGACUUCCCCUCAGCCCACAACGACCACUGCCACAGAACAGAGCAGCCAACAGAGUGACAGCACAACGACUGGGCCCACAGGCACUAGUAGCACUUCUGAAACAACACCAACAGCCGCCACUUCCCCUCCAACCUUAGAGUCUUUCACAACUUCCCCUCAGCCCGUAACGACUACUGCCACAGACCAGAGCACCACACAGACUGAUGGUACAACAACUGGGGCCACAGAAACUGGUAGCACUUCUGAAACAACAACACCAAUGGCCUCCACUUCCCCUAUAACCUCAGAGUCUUCCACGACUUCCUCUCAGCCCACAAAGACCACUGCCACAGACCAGAGCACCACGCAUACUGGUGAUACAACAACUGGGGCCACAGGCACAAGUAGCACAUCUAUAAUUACAACACCAAUGGCCUCAACUUCCCCUGAUGCCUCAGAGUCUUCCACAAGUUCCCUUCAGCCCACAAUGACCACUGCCACGGACCAAAGCACCGCACAGACUGGUGGCACAACAACUCGGGCCAUAGGCACUGGUAGCACAUCUAUAAGGACAACACCAACAGCAGCCACUUCCUCUGAGACCUCACAGUCUUCCAUGACUUCCUCUCAGACCACACUGACCAGUGCCACAGACCAAAGCACCAGGCAGACUGGUGGCACAACGACUGGGCCCACAGGCACUGGUAGCACUUCUGAAACAACACCAACAGCCGCCACUUCCCCUGAUGCCUCAGAGUCGUCCAUGACUUCCCCUCAGCCCACAACAACCACUGCCACAGAACAGAGCAGCACACAGAGUGACAGCACAACGACUGGGCCCACAGGCACUGAUAGCACAUCUGUUAGGACAACACCAACAUCUUCCACAACUUCCCCUCAGCCCACAACGACCACUGCCACAGAACAGAGCAGCCAACAGAGUGACAGCACAACGACUGGGCCCACAGGCACUAGUAGCACUUCUGAAACAACACCAACAGCCGCCACUUCCCCUCCAACCUUAGAGUCUUUCACAACUUCCCCUCAGCCCGUAACGACUACUGCCACAGACCAGAGCACCACACAGACUGAUGGUACAACAACUGGGGCCACAGAAACUGGUAGCACUUCUGAAACAACAACACCAAUGGCCUCCACUUCCCCUAUAACCUCAGAGUCUUCCACGACUUCCUCUCAGCCCACAAAGACCACUGCCACAGACCAGAGCACCACGCAUACUGGUGAUACAACAACUGGGGCCACAGGCACAAGUAGCACAUCUAUAAUUACAACACCAAUGGCCUCAACUUCCCCUGAUGCCUCAGAGUCUUCCACAAGUUCCCUUCAGCCCACAAUGACCACUGCCACGGACCAAAGCACCGCACAGACUGGUGGCACAACAACUCGGGCCAUAGGCACUGGUAGCACAUCUAUAAGGACAACACCAACAGCAGCCACUUCCUCUGAGACCUCACAGUCUUCCAUGACUUCCUCUCAGACCACACUGACCAGUGCCACAGACCAAAGCACCGCGCAGACAGGUGGCACAACAACUGGGGCCUCAGCCACUGUUAUCACUUCUGAAACAACACCUACAGCCGCCACUUCCCCUGAUGCCUCAGAGUCUUCCAUGACUUCCCCUCAGCCCACAAGAACCAGUGCCACAGAACAGAGCAGCCUGCAGACUGACAGCACAACAACCGGGGUCAUAGGCACUGGUAGUACUUCUGAAACAACACCAAUGGCCACCACUUCCCCCACGACUUCCCCUCAGGCAAUAGCAACCACUGUCACAGACAGGAGCACCACGCAGACAGGUGGCACAACAGCUGGGGCCUCAGCCACUGUUAUCACUUCUGAAACAACACCAACAGCCCCCACUUCCCCUAUAACCUCAGAGUCUUCCAUGACUUCCCCUCAGCCCACAAGAACCAGUGCCACAGAACAGAGCAGCCUGCAGACUGACAGCACAACUGGGGCCACAGCCAUUGUUAUCACUUCUGAAACAACACCAACAGCCCCCACUUCCCCUAUAACCUCAGAGUCUUCCAUGACUUCCCCUCAGCCCACAAGAACCAGUGCCACAGAACAGAGCAGCCUGCAGACUGACAGCACAACAACCGGGGUCAUAGGCACUGGUAGUACUUCUGAAACAACACCAAUGGCCACCACUUCCCCCACGACUUCCCCUCAGGCAAUAGCAACCACUGUCACAGACAGGAGCACCACGCAGACAGGUGGCACAACAGCUGGGGCCUCAGCCACUGUUAUCACUUCUGAAACAACACCAACAGCCCCCACUUCCCCUAUAACCUCAGAGUCUUCCAUGACUUCCCCUCAGCCCACAAGAACCAGUGCCACAGAACAGAGCAGCCUGCAGACUGACAGCACAACUGGGGCCACAGCCAUUGUUAUCACUUCUGAAACAACACCAACAGCCCCCACUUCCCCUAUAACCUCAGAGUCUUCCAUGACUUCCCCUCAGCCCACAAGAACCAGUGCCACAGAACAGAGCAGCCUGCAGACUGACAGCACAACAACCGGGGUCAUAGGCACUGGUAGUACUUCUGAAACAACACCAAUGGCCACCACUUCCCCCACGACUUCCCCUCAGGCAAUAGCAACCACUGUCACAGACAGGAGCACCACGCAGACAGGUGGCACAACAGCUGGGGCCUCAGCCACUGUUAUCACUUCUGAAACAACACCAACAGCCCCCACUUCCCCUAUAACCUCAGAGUCUUCCAUGACUUCCCCUCAGCCCACAAGAACCAGUGCCACAGAACAGAGCAGCCAACAGAGCGACAGCACAACUGGGGCCACAGGCACUGGUAGCACUUUUGAAACAACACCAACGGCUGCUACGUCCCCUACAACCUCAGAGUCUUCCACGACUUCCCCUCAGACCACAAUGACUAGUACCACAGACCAGAGCACCACGCAGACAGGUGGCACAACAACUGGCGCCACAGCCACUAUUAUCACUUCUGAAACAACACCAACAGCCUCCACUUCCCCUAUAACCUCAGAGUUUUCCAUGACUUCCCCUCAGCCCACAAGAACCAGUUCCACAGAACAGAGCAGCCCGCAGACUGACAGCACAACUGGGGCCACAGCCACUGUUAUCACUUCUGAAACAACACCAACAGCCGCCACUUCCCCUCCAACCUUAGAGUCUUUCACAACUUCCCCUCAGCCCGUAACGACUACUGCCACAGACCAGAGCACCACACAGACUGAUGGUACAACAACUGGGGCCACAGAAACUGGUAGCACUUCUGAAACAACAACACCAAUGGCCUCCACUUCCCCUACAACCUCAGAGUCUUCCACGACUUCCUCUCAGCCCACAAAGACCACUGCCACAGACCAGAGCACCACGCAUACUGGUGAUACAACAACUGGGGCCACAGGCACAAGUAGCACAUCUAUAAUUACAACACCAAUGGCCUCAACUUCCCCUGAUGCCUCAGAGUCUUCCACAAGUUCCCUUCAGCCCACAAUGACCACUGCCACGGACCAAAGCACCGCACAGACUGGUGGCACAACAACUCGGGCCAUAGGCACUGGUAGCACAUCUAUAAGGACAACACCAACAGCAGCCACUUCCUCUGAGACCUCACAGUCUUCCAUGACUUCCUCUCAGACCACACUGACCAGUGCCACAGACCAAAGCACCAUGCAGACUGGUGGCACAACAACUGGGGCCACAGGCACUGGUAGCACUUCUGAAACAACACCAACAGCCGCCACUUCCCCUGAUGCCUCAGAGUCGUCCAUGACUUCCCCUCAGCCCACAACAACCACUGCCACAGAACAGAGCAGCACACAGAGUGACAGCACAACGACUGGGCCCACAGGCACUGAUAGCACAUCUGUUAGGACAACACCAACAGCAGCUACUUCCCCCGAGACCUCAGAAUCUUCCACAACUUCCCCUCAGCCCACAACGACCACUGCCACAGAACAGAGCAGCCAACAGAGUGACAGCACAACGACUGGGCCCACAGGCACUAGUAGCACUUCUGAAACAACACCAACAGCCGCCACUUCCUCUCCAACCUUAGUGUCUUUCACGACUUCCCCUCAGCCCGUAACGACUACUGCCACAGACCAGAGCACCCCACAAGCUGGUGCCCACUACACCCAGGAACUCAACCCAGAGUACCAUGCAGACUGGGACCACAGAUAUGGGGACAACAACAACUGCUCCUGUGACCACACAGGCUGUUACCACCAAAUCUUUCACCACUCUUUCUGUAACAACAAUUCCAAGUACCACCAAACCAACUACUACAAGUAA
This is a messenger RNA of Dromiciops gliroides (monito del monte), 12981 nucleotides long. RefSeq names its product mucin-19-like. The record is from RefSeq and is a predicted model, not a curated record. The transcript is spliced from 2 exons. Bases 1 to 12981 code for a protein of 4326 amino acids. NCBI's taxonomy places the organism in Eukaryota, Metazoa, Chordata, Mammalia, Microbiotheria, Microbiotheriidae.